AAAAUCAAAAAAAUAAAGUGCAAAAAAAGCAAGAAAAUCCAUCCUAAAAAGCUAAAGGCUUACAUUCCUGCAGACAGCUCAGGAGUUUCUCCCGGUGAGCUGCUAAAAAUGAAUAAGACAAACAUCCUGGUGGUUGGUAAACCUGGAAUUGGCAAGACAGCGGUCACUCAUCAAAUGCUGAAACUCUGGGCAGAAGGUGACAACAACAAACUAGAUUACAUGUUUUAUUUUGACAUGAGAGAAACAUCCCAAAUCACAAGUGCAAAGAAUCUGGAGGACUUGCUUUUCAGUGCGUACAGAGAACCAGAUGAAGGCAAAGAAGAGGUGUUACAGGAUAUAAAGAAUAACUCUGAAAAUGUUACUGUCAUCUUUGAUGGACUCACAGAUCUGCAAUGUUCCCCAGUGGUGCAGGGACUUGUAGAGAAGCACCUGCUACCUGAUGCAAAGAUUGUGAUAACAUGCAGACCAGAGGUUGAAUCAGAAGACUUCUUGUUGGACUGGGCUUCUCUCAGAGUGGAGGUGAAAGGCUUCAGUGAAGAGUCCAUCAAAGCGUACUUAUCUAAAAUGCUCAGUGCUGUGCACUUGAGCAGUGUUUUGAACAACUUGGAGUUGUUCACUCUCUGUCAUGUCCCGAUGUAUGCACUAAUGGUGGCUGCCUGUUUCUCUUUUAAGACCUCAAAGGAUUAUCAACAACCAUGCACAAUAACUGAAAUAUAUAUCAACAUUCUACGCUUUUGUGUUCAAAAAAGCCAUGGCAUGAUAAAAAACAGAGGUCUAAAUGACUAUAUCAGAAAAAAAUGUGAGGAAAUAUUGUCUUUGGCUGAGGUUGCUUUUCUUGCAACUCAAGGAAAAAGUGUGAACCUGACAUCACUGCAGUGUGAGGACAGCUCUGUUCAUUCUGCCUUUCUGAAGACACUUGGAGAGAAAGUCGCCCCAACGCAGUGGAGAAGCUCAUCUGCAUUUCUCCACUACACAGUGCAGGAGUUUUUUGCUGGGAUUUGGCUCUUGAUGAAUCCAGAAAAAAUGACAGACGUUGUUCAGCAGUGUCUGACUGAGGGGAAGAAACACAUGAAACAUUUGAUCCCCUUCAUGUGUGGAUUCUUGAAUGACAGGAAUCUUGAUACGUUGGGGCAUCUGAUUCUAGCUCAGCAGGUCAAAGAUACAUCCAAGUGGUUCUUCAAAGAGUUGCUGAACACAUUUAUCCCUUGUCCACCUAACCAAGAUGACAGUGAUGGGCUAGAUAUUCUGUUUUUAUGUCAAUGCCUGUAUGAAUCCCAGUCCUCUGAAGCCUGCCUCUUCCUUCUGAACAAACUGGACUACUGUCUUGAUUUGAGUGGAAAGAGUCUUGAUCCUUACCACUGGUGUGCUGUGUCCUAUGUAAUCAGUCAGUCUGAGGACAGAAAAAUAACUUUGAAUCUUGACAACGUCAUGAUAUCAGAACAAGGAUUGAGCCUAAUACUUGUUUGCCUCAGGAACGUCCAGUGGUGUGGGUGCAACUCUUUGCAACAGCAACUCUGGAGAGCUUUCCUUCUCAGUGAGGUUUAG
This is a messenger RNA of Myripristis murdjan (pinecone soldierfish), 1545 nucleotides long. RefSeq names its product nucleotide-binding oligomerization domain-containing protein 2-like. Gene Ontology annotation, biological process: positive regulation of MHC class I biosynthetic process; positive regulation of transcription by RNA polymerase II; positive regulation of MHC class II biosynthetic process. The transcript has 3 exons. Gene Ontology annotation, molecular function: ATP hydrolysis activity. NCBI's taxonomy places the organism in Eukaryota, Metazoa, Chordata, Actinopteri, Holocentriformes, Holocentridae. The record is from RefSeq and is a predicted model, not a curated record. The coding region runs from base 109 to 1545 and encodes 478 amino acids.